Stylonychia lemnae is the source of this 1752-nucleotide messenger RNA. NCBI's taxonomy places the organism in Eukaryota, Ciliophora, Spirotrichea, Sporadotrichida, Oxytrichidae. The record is from the annotation of a GenBank genome assembly.
AUGAAAAAUACUCAUAUUUCUACAUCAAAUACUUCUCCAAGCAUUGCAAGUAACGAUAUCUAUCAUCAGGGUCAAGUCUCAAAUACUUAAUCAUCAAUUAAAGAUGUCUGGAUUCACAACUUCUUCGACGAGCUUGCUGUUCUAGCUAACUAUAUCGAUUAAGAUUACAAUGUUAUUGCAUUUGAUACCGAGUUCCCUGGAAUUCUUGUUGAUAAGAACACGCAUUUUAAGGGUAAAAGCAUGAGUAAACCUUUCUAUCAGUGGAUAAAAGAGAAUGUAGACUCCUCUAAAGUUAUCCAACUUGGAAUAUCCAUUUCUGAUGAGGAUGGUGAUCAACCGACACCUGUCUCAACAUGGCAAUUCAACUUUUAAUUUGACAAAAAUCUUGAUAUUUACAAUCAAGAUUCGAUCAAGAUGCUUGAGGAUGCUGGAUUGAACUUCGUAGAGCACGAAAGUAAUGGAAUUCCUCAUAUAACAUUUGCUGAGUACGCCAUUUGCUCUGGACUUCUGCUAAAUAAUUCUUUGAAAUGGGUGGCCUUCAAUUCUGCCUUUGAUUUCGGUUACUUACUAAAGAUGUUUACUUCAACUCCUCUUCCUGGCACAGAACAAGACUUUCUUAAGUCGGUUUAGACAUAUUUCCCUAUAUUUUACGAUGUCAAGCAUUUAAGAAGCGAUGCCAAAGAUCUCAACUCUUAGUUAAGGAAUGAGUGUAUAUACAGAGAGGGUGCAGCUCAUCAAGCUGGUAGUGACAGUUUAGUUACUCUUCAGCUCUAUCACAAGUCGAUGAAAGACCCCGUUUAUAAGUAGCUUAACUUGCCUGUUAAUGGUAAAAACGUCAUCUACAAGAUUGGUGAUUACUAUCGCAGGCAAGAAAAAGAAAGAAAAGAGUAUUAUAGCAAGUACAACAAGGAGUCAUCAAGAAAGAGCGAGGUAAUUUCUACCAAGAAGCUUAUGGAUGAUUAAUACCAGUAAACUCUUGUUCAAAUUCAAAAUUUGAUCAUUACAGAUUAGAUGAAUAGCCAAGAAGAAGACCCCUUUUUUAGCAAUGAAAAAGAUGAAAUCCAAUUUGCUAAGGGAAUUAGGAUGGAUAUUUCUGCACCUGAGUAUCAAAGUAAAAUUCAAGCUAAUUAUGAAGAAUCACCAGUGAGUUCAGUCCAAAAUAGCCAGUUCAUGAAUAAUGCUCAAAUGAACAAUUGCUAAAACCAAUUCUUCUAACAAUAGUUCAACCAUCAUUAACAGAUGUCAAUUCCAUCACCAUAGAGCUAUUACUACAACCUAAAUCUGAAGCAUAGUAUGAGUGCACCUGUUUAAUACUAAGCCCAUUUAAAUCAGAUGUAUCAAUAUCAAUAAUCUAACUUUAUGAUGACUCAGCAAGGACAGUAAUAUAUGAAUUAACAGCAAAGAUAUAUUCAAUUUCACUAACAGCAGCAGUAAUAAUACAUGGGAUGGAAUUAGGCAAACAGACAUAUAAACUCUGCUCCUUAAAAUUAAAUGCAGAUGGUAAACAUUUAGAGAUAGUAACCAAACCAAUACUACUAGCAGAGUCCUGUCAACACUCCACAGCCUUAAGUCUAGGUAAACCAUUAAAUACAAUUAUCUCCUCAUGCCCCAAUGCUUUAUGCAGCAAUAAUGCAGAACCAUCAGCAUCUAGACAUUAUUAAUAAUGGCUUAAGCCAUAACAAUUUCAAUACAACAGCCAAGCCCUUUAAUCCAACUAACCUCGGUACUACUUAACUAAAAAACUAAAAUUGA